This is a messenger RNA of Drosophila hydei, 5023 nucleotides long. It is a transcript of the gene onecut, whose product is annotated as homeobox protein onecut. Gene Ontology annotation, cellular component: nucleus. The record is from RefSeq and is a predicted model, not a curated record. Gene Ontology annotation, biological process: regulation of transcription by RNA polymerase II. Bases 189 to 3428 code for a protein of 1079 amino acids. NCBI's taxonomy places the organism in Eukaryota, Metazoa, Arthropoda, Insecta, Diptera, Drosophilidae. Gene Ontology annotation, molecular function: RNA polymerase II cis-regulatory region sequence-specific DNA binding; DNA-binding transcription factor activity, RNA polymerase II-specific. The transcript has 4 exons.
CAGUCCUAUAUAAGCUUAAUGCCUUAUAUCAACUACGCGACCAGCUAAAAUGUAGCCGAGCCCCGCUAGGCAAUGUGUUCUAAGUUCAGAGCUUAAGCUAAGGCAGCUACAAUUAGGAGCUGGAUGCCUCUGGUUCCGUUACCUGAGCAACUCUUAUUGCGAAAACGGAAAAGUUGUCUUUGGGAGGAAUGGAAUCAAUGAACGAUAUAAUUGAUUCGCAAGCCUUCAGCCACCAGCAGUUGGUCGUGGAAACAACUGAAUUCAUAGGCCAUGUCGGACAGGUGGCAACACAGAAACUUAGUCAGACGCCAAUUGGGGACUCCGAUCCGUUGAACGGAAUGAAGUACGUAAAGUCGCCGACCCUGCAAACACUGAUUGCGAGUACCGACAGUGCUGGUCGGAUACAUCAUCACGAUGAGGACGAUGAGGAUGAGUUGGAGGAUGGCCAGGAGGUGGCGGAAUCCAGCUCAGCUGUUGUUAUGGUUAUCGAUGAACUGGGCAGCAGCAGCAAUUUGCAGACAACGUAUCAGAUAGUGCCUGAACAACUGCAGUUACAGGAUGGUGCCAGGACGCUCUCCUUACUGCCCAUGCAUCAUGCGGACGAGAGACACGUUAGUCCAGUUGAGUUCGAUGGAUCUGACGACAUAAGUCUGGAUGGGCUAUCAACGCAAAUCAUCGCCGUUAAGCAGGAGCACAAGCUGGUCAUUGUUCAGCGCGAUCCGGAUGCCAAUAGGAUCUUGAAUCGACGCACGAGUCCAACUCUUGGGCUUAAUAUGUCGCAUGUUAAUGUUAUUGAUGAAUUGUCCUCGGAUGGCGGUGUUGAGGAGGUUACCUUAAAUCAGCAUCAUCAACAGCUGCUUGAGGAACAGCAGCAGCAGCAGCAGCAGCAGCAUUACCAGCAUCACCAGCAUCAGCAACAGCAGCAGCAUCACCAGCACCAUCAGCAGCAUCAUCCGCAAUACGGACAACGUCUUGUUAGUGCAUCGGAAUUAAUUCAUCAUCAGCACCAGCAUCAGCAACAGCAACAGCAACAGCAUCAUCAUCAGCAGCAGCAUCAACAGCAACGUCAGCUAGCAUCUGGCCAUGGGCAUAAUAGAGAAUCGCUUUCAGUAAUUGUUCAGGCACACGAUGACGACGAUGAUGACAUUGAUAAUGACGACGAAGAUGUUGAUGAACACGUGUCAGCUGGCCAAUCGCUUAGUCCACCACUGACCGUCGAGCACAGCACGUAUCAAACACUGACUUCAGUCAACAAUCAUCGCAUAUCAGAGCCGAGCUUCAGUCCGACAUCGUAUGCAACGCUGACACCAAUCCAACCACUACCCCCAAUAUCAACAAUGUCCGAUAAAUUCGCUUAUGUGGGUGGUCAUAUCAACUCAAGCAACGGGAAUAGCAAUACCAAUUCAACAAUUAGGUCGAAUAAUAAUAAUAAUAAUAAUAACAGCAAUAGCAAUUCAGAUCAAACAUUUGCUAACAGCUUACCUUUGCCCUUGCCCAUUGAGGCGACACACCAGGGCUCGUUAUCGAACUUGAGCUUAAGUGGUUUGGUCUCAGACGUUCAGUCUCCAUAUUCAAAUUCGUAUGACAAAUUGCCUUCAUUGAUAUCACCUACGCCUCACACCUAUGCCAGCUCCCCGUCACAUGGACUCUCUGGCUUGGUUAACACGUGCGAUCUACAUAAUCAUAGCUCGACAGUGUCCUCUCCAGUGAACGGGUCACCUGCCGGUGGUCCACUGCAGUUGCAUAAAGCAGCAACAACUUCACAAUCACACCUUCAUAACCAACAAGUGACCAUCCAGAAGCAGGUGAUUUGCCUCUCACCAACAACAACAACAACUGGUAUUGCUGAUUAUGAAACAGCGUAUCGUCCUAGCCAGCAACAUGAUCAAGAUCUGCUUAUGUCUAGAAGCGAUGCGACAGAUCGUAGCUCUCAGCUAAGGCUCCAGCAUAGCCCGACACUCAGUUCACAUUCGGUUUCAGCUGGUUCCGUUGUCUCCAUGUCUUUGCACUCACCGGCCUCUGUUGUCACGCUGCCCCAUAUUAAUGGGUCGGUUAAUAACCUAACAGCCGAUUUGCCAGUCGUUGUGAACCUGUCACCAACGCCGACAACAGUUGGGGGCAAUGACAGUUCCAUCGACGAGCUUGUCCAGCAGCAGCUUAAGAGCCAGCACAACAGUAGCGAUUGCCAUGUUGAAAACAAUAUUGUGAAUAGUCUCGAUGUUUGCAAUAUAAAUCAACAGCAACAUCAGCAAAACGGCUUCAUCUCGGAUCAAACGCCACCGCAGCAGCAACAGCAACAACAACCUAAAUUGUCUCCAAAACUAAGUGGAGUUGCCGUUAAUCCAUUGUCCCGCCCGACAACUGCUGUACCGAACGACAUGGAAGAGAUAAAUACCAAGGAGUUGGCUCAACGCAUCUCUGCAGAGCUCAAGCGCUACAGCAUACCUCAAGCGAUAUUUGCCCAGCGUGUGCUAUGUCGAUCACAGGGCACACUAUCCGAUCUGCUGCGCAAUCCGAAACCCUGGUCGAAGCUGAAGUCAGGUCGGGAGACCUUUCGACGCAUGUUCAAAUGGCUGCAAGAGCCCGAAUUUCAGCGUAUGUCUGCACUACGAAUGGCUGCUGCCCAAAUCCCCCAGCGACCCUCAACUGGAGCUGGGGCCGGCUCGGGUAAUAGCAACAUUAUAUUCGCAACAGCAGCGGGUUCUGGUUCGGGUUCUGGUUCGGGUUCGGGUUCGGGAUCGACAAUAGCAUCAGCAACGGGCUCAGUUGCAGUGACGUCAUCGACCACUGUACAUACCAACGCAAGUGCAGAGGCAACGCAUGGGUCAAUCAUUUCGACAAACGCGAUGCUAAGCGGUUCGGCUCUCGGGUCUAACUGCCGGCGCAAGGAAGAACCGCAUAUAGAACAAAUGCCGCAACCGAAAAAGCCCCGUUUAGUUUUUACAGAUCUGCAGCGACGGACACUACAAGCAAUUUUUAAGGAAACCAAGAGGCCUUCAAAGGAGAUGCAAGUGACAAUUGCACGCCAACUGGGAUUGGAGCCGACAACUGUGGGCAACUUUUUUAUGAAUGCGCGACGACGCUCAAUGGAUAAAUGGCGCGAUGAUGAUAACAAGAAUUCACAGCACUCGCAUAGUAGGCAGCAUCAUCAUCAUCAGCAGCAGCAGCAGCAGCAGCAGCAGCAGCAGCAGCAGCAAGAGCAACAGAUUCAGCAUCAGCAGCAGCAUCAGCAACAGCACGACGAAGAGGAGGAGGAGGAGGAGGAGGAGCGAAACAGUGGACACUAUGGCAAUCUACAUACGACAGCGAUGUCGCCGCUGGGUAAUUUUGAUGAUGAUGGAGAAAUGGAUUUGGAGCUGGAACAUCAUGAUUUCCUAGUUGAUGAUCAUGAUGAUGAUGAUCACGAUGAACACGAUGACAUGUUGUGACAUAAUGGAGAAUGUCUCGACGAACAGCUAACAGAAAAUUCCUAUAGACUUGAUACCGUUGUCGAUGCAAAAGACCAUUUCAGAUUCGACAAGAAGAAGAAGAACUCAAUAGGCAGACAGCAGAAUGCUCAUCGCAAGAAAAAAUGCGUUGCCAAUACAAAGUCCGAACAUGAAUCCGACUUCAAUUCGAAUCGACACACAAACUCCUUGACGCCUGAGUGGUCAAUCGAUAGCUUAGGUGUGAUCGAUUGCGUUGAGUACUUCAAUAGACCGAUAGAAGUCGAUGACAGUUUGCUAGCUAGCAUCAAUUCAGGCAAGCGUCUGUCCGUUCGUUUGGGUACGAAAUAUUAUAAAGAUCCAAAUUUACAGCUAAAUGAAUCGUUGGUUCACUAAGCAAAGAGAGAGAAAGAGAGAGAGAGAGAGAGAGAGAGAGAGAGAGAGAGAGAGAGAGAGAGAAUAAGAGAGAGAUAUUGUGUGCUCUAUUGGGCUAACAGAUACUUCAACCAUAUCUGUUUCUAUAUAUUUUGUGCGUUUCAGCUCUUCCAUAAGUAAUGGAACAUAUUUUGUCACAUCAUUUCGUCAACUCCCAAAAUCUCUACCAAAGCGACCCAUUGAGUCAAUUCUGCACGAACACCUACUUUGUACCCGGCUUACAAAAUCCUGUUGGGAAUAUGUGAUUUCAUCUAUUAUCGAACUCUUGUUUCCGGUUCAAAAGAACACAAAAGAUUUAAUUUUUUUUUACUUUUUUAAGGCAUAUUUAAUAUUUGGUUUUUUUUUGUUUCUAUAAUCUAAACAUCAACAGCCGAGUCGAUCAUGGGUUGUUCAUUCGUCCGUUCCUCUGGCUCUAUGUCUGUCCGUCUCUAUAAAUCCGUCAACUAUAGAAGCUAGAGCUAAACUAUAAGUUAAAGAUCAGUAAAGGUGGAGCUGGAUUGAGGUCUAUAGUAUGAGGAACACAUAAGCUAUCCACAUAUUAAGAUUUCGAUUGGUGGGUCAUAUGGGUUAUAAUGACACAUACUUUGCAUUCAUACAGACAUAUAGACAGAUAGACAGGCAGAAGGACGGACGGACGGGUAUUUCUCCAAAACCAAUAUACUCAUUUUGAUUUUGAAAACGAGUAUAAACAUCGAAUCGAAUGGCCCAUACACACAUUUCGGUGUGAUACUCUUAUAAUGAAAACUUACAUUAUGAUCGUACGACUAGAACAUAAGUUCAAUCAGCGUAUGCUUAUGUAUGUAUGUAUGCGUCUGUGUGUAUGUAUGUAUCUAUACAUGUCGGCCAGAUUCGACUUGAUAUAUCUAAAUUACAUAAAAACAGGGGGUUGUUUGUGGGUUUGUGAUAACGCAGGAGGAACACGCAGGAGGAGGAGUGGCAGGACACAUCAUGUAUAUAUUCUCAAUCAGAUCAAUGAGCUGAUUACAUCGAGCCAUAUUAGAUUCUCCGUCUGUUUGUCUGUCCGUCCCAUUUAAUUUCCUGUAAGCUGCUCAUCAAGCAGAGGCCUUCUUAUGUGUUUGUGUGUUCUGGUUAUGUGUAAUGGUUAAAAGUAGCGGAAAAUUAUGGGUUUAUAAGCUGUGCGCAUCUUCUAGUCAGCCUCUCCC